This is a messenger RNA of Nylanderia fulva, 2493 nucleotides long. Lineage: Eukaryota; Metazoa; Arthropoda; Insecta; Hymenoptera; Formicidae. The record is from RefSeq and is a predicted model, not a curated record.
AUCACGAGCAAGUUAAAUGUUAAAUCUAAUGAGAAGAUUGUACCUCAAACAUCGACAAACAAGGAAAAAUUGCAAGAUUCUUCUGUGUCUGAUCAAGCUAAACGACAAUUGUCAUCCAAAGAGCGUAGAAAAUCCAGAACAUUAAGCCCUAGUGAGAUAAGAAUGCUACAUAGUGCUGUAAAGAGACCAGAGAAAGUGAAGAAAAUAGAGCAGAAAGAAGAUAUUACAAUAGAUGCAACAGAUUAUCCUGAUGCACAAGCAGAUUUAGAUCAGGCAGACUAUGAUUAUGAUGAUUUUGAGGAUUAUGAAUCGGACUUUCAAGAAUGCACAGACAGCGAUAGUUCCUCGAUUAGCGAAAAGUCGGAUAGUAGUGGAAACACUUCUCCUUUAGAACCCAUUGAAUUGCGCUCCCGAGAGAAGAAGAGCACGGAAACACAUGUAAAAAUUGAAGAGGAACGUAUGCUCGAUUCGGGACACUACGAUCUCGCGGAAGCGAGAAAACGAGCAGCGCGAGUAGAAUCUAUGCUUGUAAAUCAAUCCAACACGCCACCGUUACUUGAAUUAAGAGACCAGUUGGCAAGACGUUUAGGUUUCAACGAUGACAGACCGAUAGAAAGUAAAUCUUUACCGUCGUCUGCCGAUGAAGGUUUCGAGGAUAGUCGCUCUGGGGACUUUAUUAGAUCCCCGCCAUUAUCACAAAGACCACUUAUCGAGUCUCAUAAACCAAAAGAAAACCAACUUGAAGAGAAGAAAGAAAAACCUCGAAGUAGAGGCGAGGAAUUAUUAGAAAUGAUAAAACUGGAUUUUAUGGAAUGGUCGCUUUUAGAAUGCAGCCCGAUACCUUACGAUGAAUUUAUAAGAAAUUACGGAAAACUAAAUACUCAACAAGUGUUUACUCAAACUGGCGACGAUAAUAUGGACAUCGAGAUACAAACGGACGAAAUACAGUACAAUAAGUGGACGCAAUUUCCCAUAACCUGUAGAAAAGAAUUACGUGAUAAACGAGAUAUAAACUUAUUUAAAAUGGAACAAAAUGGUGUCGGGAACGAUUUAGACGAGUUGGAUGACGCAAGUUUUCCAUUGCGGCCAUCGUAUGACGUAUUACAGUUGAACGAUUUUCUUAAUCGCGCGGGCGCAGUCGUGCUGUCGUUACUGGAAGAGAAGGAACACGGUUGUACCGUUUUCCAAAAUGACGAAAACGGAUUAUCAUUUAGUGAUGGUUUCGUGAAACUCUCUGUACAUUCAGUAACGUUUUUAGCUUCCAGACCGAUUAAAAUUAUACACUAUUCGAACGUCUCAAACAAGAUUCUGCUCACUAUACAUGCUCCUGUAGAAGAAGAGAUUGAAACCGUGAGCAAACAAGAUUACAUUACCGAUUGUUGCAUCGGAUGCGUGUGGAACAUUUCCGAACCUUCGAUGCCAAAGAAAUUAUUCUAUUCGCAAUGCCCAAUUACCACUUGUUGUUUUCAUUUAACGAACUGCGACAUGGUGUUCGCUGGACUCGAAGAUGGAUCACUGAGUCUCUGGGAUCUGAAGGACGAUGAAAUGUGGCAUCAGAAGAUUACGGAUAAAGCUAACGAGUUGGAUUGGAUGAUAAGAACCCCUACUUAUACGACAACAGCAAUUACAGAGUUAGAUGCACACACAUCACAGGUUGUUGCGAUACGCGUCCUAUCUAAAAUCGAGACUACUUCCGCUAAAGAAAGAAACAACAAAUUCGUCCCUAUCCAGAUAUGUAGCUUAGACGAGGAUGGUUAUCUUAUAAUAUGGAGUAUUGUACAUAAUAUGGGUAUAAAUAUCGACGACUUGGGACUCUCUCAUUGGGGUAACAUAAGACUUGUAAAGAAUCAGAAAAUGUCUCUGAUGGAAAGAGACAAAGAGAUAAUGAAUACAUUUAUCGAUAUGCAUGUGGACAGCGCGAGUACAAAUAAUAUUUAUGUCGUGACUAACAGCAUCGAUGUUUUGCAUGCUACUUGUAUCGGUAACAAAACUAAUCCAUUAAUGUACAAACCAACCGAAAUAAGUGAAUGCGGUAGUUCAACUUGCAUCGAUGUCUGUCCUUUCGAUCAAUCAUUUUUCUGGAUCGGUUGUACCGACGGAACGAUUCGACUUCAUUACUUAAAUACGGAGAGACCGAUUGUACAACUGAAAAAUAAACAGUAUAUAGAUAAAAUUAAAACUUUGCAAUGGUCGAAGACGAAACCGCUAACUAUAUACAUCCUGGAUAUAAUUCUCGGUAAAAUUCAUGUAUGGGACUUGAGUAAAAGUGGAUAUCUGCCCAAUACAUACGUUUUCUAUGCAAAAGAGGGAAAGAUAAGUAGCAUACAGUUGUCCCCUUGCAUGAUAGAUCAAGAUAUGAUGAAUCAAUACUUAGCUCUUGGCACGGAAUCUGGUAAUGUAGAAGUACACAAACUGAAAAGGUUCUAUUAUUCGAAAAAAGAAGAAUUUUUGCAAGAACUGAACGUGUUCUCGCGAUAUGUCUCGGUUCCAUAA